AUGUCUUACCAAUCUGACGAAAAUGAGUUUCUUAGAGCCCUAGGGAUAUCUGCGGAUGGCCUGCAAAAAGAAUCUUCAAAUCCAACCCUAUGUAAAAAAAAGAAGAAACCGACGGCAUAUGACGAGUACAUUAAAUUGUGCCGAAGGAUUCGAAUAGAAAUGUUGAGUAGACCUAUGUGUCGGAAAUUGCGACCAUGGCCAAAUCCAAAACUCGAGGGACCUUUUGUGAUUUCUCGUGCCGCUCUUAAAGCCAAACUUACAGAUAGAUUGGAAUAUUUAGCAAUACCAAAAAUAGAAAACGAUAGUUGGAGAAGCUAUAACUCUCCAACUAGGCCACCAGGAAACAAAAUAAAAAUAAUUACUGAUCGAUUAAUCGAACUGUCUCGGCCGAGACCGUUUAUAGAUGAUAUGGAUGAAAAAAUUGUAUCAACUCGUUUUAAAAGCAAAAUUGAAUGGCUCACUUAUUUGAAAAAGCUCAAAAUAUUUGGUGCACCCAGGCGAGCGCCACCAAGCCCACUGGCGCCAAAAAGAAAGAAAAAACCAUUAGAAGCAAUUAUGACACAUCUAGAACCUUUGUCCCGACCCGUCAAUCGUCCCCCGGAUAUGAAUGAAAAGACAUAUGAAGAAUUAUACACGAUUAAAAGUUCAACUCUGAAACAUAACGCCAGUGAUAGAACUAAAAAUUUGGCUGUUGCUAAGCAAUUAAACGAAAGUACUUUGAUGGAUAUAAACUACGAUCCACGAGACAAACUCAUUCAUGCAAAAAAAUAUAUUGGUAACUUAUGUCACGAUAUGAUUAUAAUAUGCGAAAGUUAUAGUUAUACUUGUAGAAAAUAGUGAAAACGGUUAACACGGUAUGUAGGUAGGUAGUGUCAUUUACCUUUAGAUAUUUUACUUUAUACAAGAUACAAAUACAAUACAAUUUAAGUAUUGAUUUCGAAAAAACCUUGUGUAGAAUGUUAAAGCAUAAACUAACAAUAGGCAUUACAAUGAAAUAAUAUUCUUAUCUUAUUGUUAUAUUAAAUAUACAUUUAUAAACGUACAUAAG
Myzus persicae (green peach aphid) is the source of this 1048-nucleotide messenger RNA. RefSeq lists its product as uncharacterized. The transcript has 6 exons. NCBI's taxonomy places the organism in Eukaryota, Metazoa, Arthropoda, Insecta, Hemiptera, Aphididae. The record is from RefSeq and is a predicted model, not a curated record. The coding region runs from base 1 to 837 and encodes 278 amino acids.